Messenger RNA from Helianthus annuus (common sunflower), 339 nucleotides. RefSeq lists its product as uncharacterized. Lineage: Eukaryota; Viridiplantae; Streptophyta; Magnoliopsida; Asterales; Asteraceae. The record is from RefSeq and is a predicted model, not a curated record. Bases 1 to 339 code for a protein of 112 amino acids. The transcript has a single exon.
AUGGAUGAUACGUUAUGGGCAUAUCGGACGGCCUAUAAAACUCCGAUUGGUACAACUCCUUAUCGGUUGGUAUACGGGAAGGGGUGUCAUUUACCAACGGAGUUAGCUCAUCGGGCAUUAUGGCCAAUCAAGAAUGUCAAUGCGAUUUACAAUGAAGCGGGUGAGUUGAGGAAGAUACAAUUAAAUGAGAUCGAAGAAAUCCGAUAUGAGGCGUAUGAAUGUGCAUCCUCAUACAAAGACGAGCUAAAAAAGGUUCGUGAUGCAAAGUUGCGGAAAAGAACUUUCGAAGUGGCUCAAAAGGUGUGGUUUUACAAUUCAAGACUAAAGUUGUUUCCGUGA